Carassius carassius (crucian carp) is the source of this 2538-nucleotide messenger RNA. Its product is annotated as extracellular calcium-sensing receptor. NCBI's taxonomy places the organism in Eukaryota, Metazoa, Chordata, Actinopteri, Cypriniformes, Cyprinidae. Gene Ontology annotation, biological process: G protein-coupled receptor signaling pathway. The record is from RefSeq and is a predicted model, not a curated record. Gene Ontology annotation, cellular component: membrane. The transcript has 6 exons. The coding region runs from base 1 to 2538 and encodes 845 amino acids. Gene Ontology annotation, molecular function: G protein-coupled receptor activity.
AUGGCAAAGAGUACUGUGCCACUACUGUUGCUGGUGGUGUAUGGCGUCUAUUCAGCACAACUUUGCAGACUGCUUAGUCAGCCCGCUUUUCCUCUACUUUCUACAGAAAGAGACAUUAACAUUGGGGCGAUAUUCUCAAUCCACAUUAGUGCUCUGCUAAAGAUGCAUCCUUUCACUUCCAAACCAGAGCCAACAACAUGCACCAGCUUCAGUUUGCGUGAGUUUAAAUUUGCACAGACACUGAUUUUUGCAAUUGAGGAGAUUAAUAACAGCACACAGUUAUUGCCUGGUGUUUCUUUGGGCUAUAAGAUAUAUGAUUCCUGUGGCUCAAUAGCUCAGGCUAUAUUCUCAGGCAUGGCUUUGAUGAAUGGAUAUGAAGAGACUCUGAGUGACACGUCAUGCUCUAGACUACCAGCUGUUAAUGCCAUUGUUGGAGAGUCAAACUCCUCUCCAACCAUAGCCUUGGCUUCUGUAGUUGGUCCAUUCAGUUUGCCUGUUAUCAGUCAUUUUGCCACAUGUGCAUGCCUGAGUAACAGAAAAAGGUUUGCAUCCUUCUUCAGAACAAUUCCCAGCGAUUAUUACCAAAGCAGAGCGCUGGCUCAGCUUGUAAAGCACUUUGGCUGGACCUGGGUUGGUACAGUAAGGAGUCGCAGUGACUAUGGUAAUAAUGGCAUUGCAGCAUUUGAGGAGGCUGCAAAACAAGUAGGGAUUUGUAUUGAAUACUCAGAAACCAUAUUAAGAACUGAUCCACAAGAGCAGUUUCUGAAGACGCUAGAAGUGAUAAAGAAGGGUACUGCCAAAGUGGUCCUGGCUUUUGUUGCACUAAGAGAUUUUUUCCCCCUUGUGAAUGUAAUUGCACAACACAACAUCACAGGGAUACAGUGGGUUGGCAGUGAAUCCUGGAUCACUUCUCGAACUAUUGCAGAAACAAAGGAAUACAGUUUGCUUUCUGGAGCAGUGGGUUUUGCUAUAGCAAAUGCCAAACUUGUGGGCCUGCGAGAGUUCCUAGUGAAUGUGCACCCUGAUCAAGAACCAAACAAUAAACUUUUAAAAGAAUUCUGGGAGACAGCAUUUCAGUGUUCUUUCAGGUUUCGCAGCAAUGGUGCCUGUACUGGUUCAGAGAAAAUGACAGAGCUGCAAAAUGAAUAUACUGAUGUUUCAGAAUUACGGAUAGCAAAUAAAGUGUACACUGCAGUGUAUACUAUUGCACAUACACUACAUAAUAUAUUAAAAGACUUCAAAUCCUCCACCAACAGCAGCAAAGGAAAAUGGCCUACCCCACAAAAGGUGUUGGAGUAUAUGAGAGAUGUGAGAUUCCUUGUUAAAACAGGUGAAGAAAUUUUCUUUGAUGCAAGUGGUGAUCCUGUGGCGAGAUAUGACCUGGUGAACUGGCAGCCUGCUGGGAAUGGAGGUCUGCAGUUUAAGCAUGUUGGUGUCUAUGACAGCUCAAUGCCUUUAGAGAAACGUCUUCAGGUCAAUCAGGAAAAUGUGUUAUGGGCAGGGAAAAGUGGACAGUUGCCUGUGUCCGUGUGCAGUGAGACCUGCCCCCCUGGCACUAGGAAAGCUGUGCAAAAAGGACGACCUGUCUGCUGUUAUGACUGUAUUCCAUGUGCAGAAGGAGAAGUCAGUAAUGGCACUGAUUCUAGUGAUUGCUUCUCUUGUGAUUUGGAGUACUGGUCGAAUGAAAGCAAAGACAGAUGUGUCUUAAAAAUGGUUGAAUUCCUGUCCUAUACUGAAAUCAUGGGGAUGGUGCUUUGUAUUUUUUCCUUGACUGGAGUGUUAUUAACAGCAAUGGUAUCUUUUCUCUUUUAUCUUCAUAAAGAAACACCUAUUGUAAGAGCCAACAAUUCAGAGCUGAGCUUCCUGUUGCUCUUCUCACUCUCACUGUGUUUUCUCUGUUCACUUACUUUCAUUGGUCAACCCACUGAAUGGUCCUGUAUGUUGCGUCACACAGCAUUUGGGAUCACUUUUGUCCUCUGUAUCUCCUGUGUUUUGGGGAAAACAAUAGUGGUCUUAAUGGCUUUCAAGGCUACACUUCCAGGAAGUAAUGUCAUGAAAUGGUUUGGGCCUUUUCAACAGAGACUCAGUGUCGUUUCCUUAACGUUAAUACAGGUGAUUAUAUGUGUGAUUUGGUUAACAAUAUCCCCUCCUUUCCCAUAUAUGAAUUUGAGCUAUUAUAGAGAAAAGAUCAUCCUUGAAUGUAACUUAGGUUCAGCUCUUGGUUUCUGGGCUGUUCUGGGUUAUACUGGCCUGCUAUCAAUCUUGUGUUUUUUUUUAGCUUUUCUUGCUCGGAAGCUCCCUGAUAACUUCAAUGAAGCCAAGUUCAUCACAUUUAGUAUGCUCAUAUUCUGUGCUGUUUGGCUCACAUUUAUACCAGCUUAUGUCAGUUCUCCUGGAAAAUUUACAGUAGCUGUAGAGAUAUUUGCUAUUUUAUCUUCGAGUUUUGGUUUAUUAUUUUGCAUAUUUGCUCCAAAAUGUUACAUCAUUUUGUUAAAACCAGAGAAAAACACAAAGAAACAAAUAAUGGGGAAAUCCUAA